Messenger RNA from Trichomonas vaginalis G3, 771 nucleotides. Its product is annotated as transcription factor, enhancer of yellow 2 family. NCBI's taxonomy places the organism in Eukaryota, Parabasalia, Trichomonadida, Trichomonadidae. Gene Ontology annotation, cellular component: RNA polymerase II transcription regulator complex. Gene Ontology annotation, molecular function: DNA-binding transcription factor activity, RNA polymerase II-specific; RNA polymerase II cis-regulatory region sequence-specific DNA binding. The transcript has a single exon. The record is from RefSeq and is a predicted model, not a curated record. Gene Ontology annotation, biological process: regulation of transcription by RNA polymerase II. Bases 1 to 771 code for a protein of 256 amino acids.
AUGGCUCUUGUUGCUACCCCACAUCCCUUGCUUGUUCAUGACAUUGAGAAAGAUACAGUACAUAUAAGUGAUGACUUUAAAACAAGUAUUCAAUCUUUAAUUGAUACUUUAGAGAUAAGAUCAAAGCAAAUAUAUUCAAUUCAGAGUUUAUCUUCAAAAUUCCAUUUCCAUAAGAGAAGAUUAUAUGAUGUUCUUAAUGUUUAUGAAUCAAUUGGAAUUUGCAAGAAAUUGAGUGUUGAUUCAUUGCUAUGGUUAGGAUUUUCUAACAUCCAUCCAACGGUUAAUAGCAUUGCAAUCCAGAAUCAUGUAUUUGACAGUGAUUUUAACAUGGAUGAUCUUGCUUUAUCAGACCCAUGCAUCACAAUUGCUUUGCUGACACAGAGAUUCUUAUUGUUGUUCACAACUCUUAAUUCCCACAGUCUUGAUAUCAAGCAAUGCGCUAAGUAUUUAUCAAUGAAGAAUGAUAAAUACAAAACAACACUUUGCAAGUUGUAUCAGAUUACUUAUAUAUUAGAGUCUUCGAAUAUUAUCAGCAAGUCUCAGAAACCAGGAGAAGUUGUCUUAUCCAAACAAUACUUUGUUGAAGAGGCAACUGAAGAACCUUCUCCAAUUGACAUCUUCUCUGUCCAGUCACUUCUCAAUAACCACGAAACUCCAAAGACAUUAUACACAGACAGAAGGAAACACUUUGAAGAAGAAACAAUGACAGAGAGACAGAAGUACUUCUCCUUCCUUAGCAAUGCAUCUUUCUUACAACAGUUAGUUGCAUAA